UCGGCUUGGUUGUUUGCUGGUUUGAUACAGACGCGGCGGUCAGCGAGCACGACACCGGAGUCGUUCAUCUUCGGAGUCCGCAGGCAUCGAGGGUCCACCCCUGGGACGGACUUAUUGCCACCUCUCGUCACCUCCCAGCACCCGGACGUGAGCCUGGACUCACCCCCACCUCGGCGCCAGCCCCUGAGGAGGCAGGAUGGAGUUCAAGCUGGAGGCUCACCGCAUCGUCAGCAUCUCCCUGGGCAAGAUCUACAACUCGCGGGUCCAGCGCGGCGGCAUCAAGCUACACAAGAAUCUACUGGUCUCGCUGGUGCUGCGCAGUGCCCGCCAGGUCUACCUGAGUGACCCGUGCCCCGGCCUCUACCUGGCCGGUCCCUCGGGGACCCCGGCGGCGCCGCCUCAGCAGCCCGGAGAGCCGGCGGCCGGGCCACCCGCGGGCUGGGGGGAGCCACCCCCGCCGGCCACCGGCGCCGCCUGGCCGGAGACCGAGUCGCGGCCGGAGCGUCCUGCUGUCCCAGAAGCGCCUUGGGCGGGUGACUCGAAGCCCGCGGCCGCGGUGACGGGCGCCGCGGACACUCUUGAGAGCGGUGAGGCGGAGGCGGCGGAAGCUGCCGGGAGCCGCGUGGAGGGACGAGCCGGGGGCCCUGCCGGAGCCUCGGACGUACUCCCGGAGAGUCCCCGGGCGGCGCGCCGCCCCUGCGGCUGCCCCUCAGGAGCGGACGACAGGCCGGCGGCGCUGAGCGCGUCUCCCCGCGCUGACUGCUGCUGCGCGCCGCGGCCCGCGGGGGACGAGCCCCUCGCGCCGCCCGCCACCUGCCCCCGGAAGCGCGGCGCGGCGGGGGCGGGUGGCGGCCCCGCGGGCUGCCUGGCGCCCUGCUCCACCCCGCUGAAGAAGCCCCGCCGGAACUUGGAGGAGCAGCCGGGCGGGGCAGUGGAGGAGGAGGAGGAGGAGAUGGAGACCGGUAACGUGGCCAACCUCAUUAGCAUCUUCGGUUCCAGCUUCUCGGGACUCUUACGGAAAAGCCCCGUGGGCGGCCGGGAGGAAGCCGAGGGAGAGGAGAGCGGGGCGGAAGCCGCAGAGCCUGGGCAGAUCUGCUGCGAUAAGCCGGUGCUGAGAGACAUGAACCCUUGGAGCACUGCCAUCGUGGCCUUCUGAGGCCUUGGGCCCCCGUGCGGGAAGGCGGUUGAUCCGUGGGCGUCCCCAGCGGGAGGGCUGGGUCCCUCCUGGCUGCCGGGACGCCCCGACACCCCAGGCACUGAGCGCGCUGGGGAGACUGGGGGUGCUGCCGGGCCGCGAGCGGACUGCGCUUGGGUUCGGCGGCCCUGCUACGCUGUGCCUCUGGUCUCCUGAGACUUGGGAGUGAGAGGCUGAUUGGAAGAGGACCGUCAUUAACUUUUGUGUCUGUGUAUGCCCGUGUAUGUAAGUUUGUCUUGUUGAGUUCAGGCUGUUUGUCCUUCUGGAAUGCAUCACCCCUUUCCCAGGGCUUAGGAGACUGGGGGCAGAUUGGGACUUUCCUCCGCCGGCAGCACCGAGAAGGAAGUGGCUGAAAGGGCCGGGGAGUUCCCCACUGGUUCUCGGGGCAGGAAGGGACUUCACACACACCCGCACUUGAAAGCUAGAACCGCACGCACUAAGUCCUGGAGUGGCGUUUUCUCACAGGAUUUCCUAAGACUAGAGGGAUUUUGUAUGGAGUACAGACUUAAAUUAUUUCUCUCCUUCCAUGCCUUUUUCUGGCACAGAAGAAACGAUUAUACCCUGUGAUUACCGUGGGAAAGGGGGAUGUUAGCAGUCCCAUCUCCACCACAGGGAAAAAAAGUUUGAUGAACUUCACGGAAGAGUUCAAGCUUGGAAAUACGGAGUUAAUAGAAAAAAUAUAUUUUUAAAAGCUCUAAAUGAGAACGACUGCACAGUGCUUUCAAAAAGUGUUUAUGAAACAAAGUUUACAGACAGAAGCCCUAAGUGGAAAGACCCUGUGGUUUUGUAGAUAUGGUGACUCUGGUCUUUGUUGUAUAAAGGUUGGGGUUGCCAACAAGGUUUUUGUACAGUAUUUUCUCCUUCGUUGUAUUGACUUUUGUAUAAAAUGUAACUUUACGUGUCUAACACGUAUUAAAUAUUUUGAAGCGAC
Messenger RNA from Manis javanica (Malayan pangolin), 2126 nucleotides. It is a transcript of the gene IER5, whose product is annotated as immediate early response 5. Lineage: Eukaryota; Metazoa; Chordata; Mammalia; Pholidota; Manidae. The record is from RefSeq and is a predicted model, not a curated record.